AUGUCGGUCCUCCUGUACAUCCAGGAGGAACUCAGGAAGACGUUUGUUCACCAAGAAGGCUUCAAGAGUCUACAGAGGGGCGACCGACCAUGCACGGUGUGCGUGGGCUCUCUCCAUCGCCACAUUUUCCUGCAAUGCUGUUCGAGCGAAAUUGGGGAGCUCUGCGUCGUCUGCAAAGAAGAGGGAAAGGAGUGUAGGGCUAUUCCCAAAGAGCUCCUCGGCGUGGCCCAGUCCCUCUGGAACCACGCCAAAGACAUCGCGGCCAAAGACACCGACGAGGACAAGGGCCUCAACGAGCUCCAACGCUGGCGCCUUCACUAUGCCCUGCAGCGCGCGUGCAUGGCCUGGAACGAGCUCCUCGAGUUUGUCGACCAGCCAGUCGAGUUGGACGGCGCCAGCCUCGAGGCCGUCAAGAUCCAAGAGGCAAUCAUAGCACGGGAGAUAUCCACUAUCGGAUUGCUCCGGGAUGCCGAUAUCAUCAAGACCCCCAAAGAACUCCGCGCCCGCCUGGCAGCCCUUGCACCGCCCUGGUCUCGCCAUGCCAAGCCCGCCAGGAAGCUCCGGGAGGCCGUGGCAGAAAUCCCCCUCGCCGAGAACGUCCCGGCUCCCGGCGUCGCGGAAGAGGGUGUAUUUGCGAAUUUUCCGCAACUCAUGGCCGCGGUGGUUGUGGAGAAGCUGAUCGAGUUUUCCGGGAAUACUGUGCCUGUUUACGUGACGAGAUACCCCGGCGUCCGCCUCCGGAUCUGUGACGGGGGAGAAAGGAGGGAGAAGAGCGGUCGAGGGUCCUUGGGUGGAAAUGACCCCAUUGGGACGCGAGAGGCAGGGGGAAAAGUGGCACGCGCGGGUACAAACGAGCCAAGUGACCCAAAGGGAGGCGGUCGUCAGAACAACGCUGACGACGAGCACCCCGUUGACCCCAAUCACGAUCCUGAGCCUGAGCCAGACGACGCCGCCGGACCUCCUGAAGCGCUAGCGAAACCGAAGCGCGCGAGGCCCGCGGACCGGAACCCGGCCAAGAGGGCCGCCACGGCAAAGAAGGCUCCCGUGUCCCUGGCCACCGCCAAGGGGGCCAAGGCGGCACCCAAGUCUGGCAAGAAGCCAGACAAGAGCAAUGAUGACGGGGAAGACGACAAUGACGACGGGGAUGGCGACGGUGACGGUGGGGGAGGAGAAGACAACAGAGACGCCAAGACCGGACCCGUGACCAGGUCCCAACGGAAGCGCCCUGCCCCCGACGAGGACGCUGACAAGGACGAGCCCAAGCCGCGGAAGAGGACGAGGGCGCAGGGCAAAUCUGCGGCCGGGAGGUGA
Colletotrichum spaethianum is the source of this 1311-nucleotide messenger RNA. RefSeq lists its product as uncharacterized. The transcript is spliced from 4 exons. The record is from RefSeq and is a predicted model, not a curated record. Lineage: Eukaryota; Fungi; Ascomycota; Sordariomycetes; Glomerellales; Glomerellaceae. The coding region runs from base 1 to 1311 and encodes 436 amino acids.